CAGGGUGGGCCAUUUAUAUGGAUACGUCAAACUUACUGCCAUUGACAUGUCGAAGAGGUUAACACGUGAGGAGCGGAUCGAAAUUGUGUUGAUAUCUGGUGAACGCAGUAACCGGGUCAUUGCAGCAGAUUUCAAUGCAAGACACCCUACGAGACCACCCAUCUCCCAUACUACAGUUAGCAAACUGCUUGCUAACUUUCGUGAAACUGGUUCAGUGUUGGAUUUGCCAAAAUGUGGACGCAAGAAAACUGUCACUAAUGAAGAAACAUCAGUGGCUGUCCUAGCUUCAUUCAGCAAGAGCCCACAGCGUAGCACUCGCCACAUGUCACUGGAGAGUGGCAUUAGUCGAACAUCCCUUCGGCGGAUAUUAGCUACUCACAAAUGGCACCCUUACAAACUCCAGCUACUGCAGCAUCUCAACGAGGAUGACCCAGAUCGGCGCACAGAAUUUGCAGAAUGGGCAAAACAAAAAUUGGAACAGGACCCUCAGUUCACGCAGAAGAUUUUGUUCAGUGAUGAGGCAAACAUUUAUGUGAAUGGUGAAGUUAACAAACAAAACCACCGCUAUUGGUCUGACACUAACCCACAUUGGAUGGAUCCCUCCAAGACUGUUGGAACAACAAAAGUGAUGGUUUGGUGUGGUAUACGGGGUACAACGAUAGUGGGUCCAUUCUUCAUCAAUGGAAACAUCAAGGCCGCUGGAUAUUUGAAAUUGCUACAUGAUGAUGUGUUCCCCUCUUUAUGCACUGAAGCUGGCACGUUCCCUGAGUUUUUCCAGCAAGAUGGUGCACCACCACAUUAUGGGUGCCAGGUCGGAGCAUUCCUAGAUGAACAGUUUCCUGGAAAGUGGAUUGGUCGUCGUGGGCCAGUUGAAUGGUCCCCAAGGUCUCCCGAUCUGACCCCCUUAGACUUUUGUCUUUGGGGUCAUCUGAAGGCAAUUGUCUAUGGUGUGAAGAUACGAGAUGUGCAGCACCUGAAACUACGGAUACUGGAUGCCUGUGCUGGCAUUUCUCCUGCGGUGUUGCUAUCAGUAUGUGAAGAGUGGGAGAAGAGGGUUGCAUUGACAAUCCAACACAAUGGGCAGCACAUUGAACACAUUUUACAAGUGGUCAGAAACUUGUAAAUAACUCAUGAAAGAAUAAAGUUACGUUGAAACCAAGCACACCAUUGUUUUUCUGGUGACAUUAUCAAUAAGUUUGAUGUGUCACAUGGCCCUCUUCCUAUUGAAAAAACCAAAGUUGUAUCCAAGAUGGCCGACUUCUAAAUGGCCACCAUGGUCACCACCCAUCCUGAGGAGUUUGACCCCUCACAUAUACUAAUGUGCCACAAACAAGACUUUAAUAUCACCAACCAUUCCCAUUUUAUUACGGUGUAUCCAUAUAAAUGGCCCACCCUGUAUAAUACUGGACUUAUUUUUCUACUAAGGUUUGAACUUUGAGGGUGUCUGAACAAGAGAGAAAAGUGUGAAAUUGUUCAUGCCUGUCUGAGAAAAGUGUAUAAAGUGUGCGGUGAGGGGUUUUACAGCCUUAAAACAUCUAUAAUGAUUGUAAAAAAUAAAGCUGGCUACU
Pelmatolapia mariae (spotted tilapia) is the source of this 1568-nucleotide messenger RNA. RefSeq lists its product as uncharacterized. The coding region runs from base 47 to 1123 and encodes 358 amino acids. The record is from RefSeq and is a predicted model, not a curated record. The transcript is spliced from 2 exons. Gene Ontology annotation, molecular function: nucleic acid binding. Lineage: Eukaryota; Metazoa; Chordata; Actinopteri; Cichliformes; Cichlidae.